This is a messenger RNA of Bombina bombina (fire-bellied toad), 498 nucleotides long. RefSeq names its product putative protein FAM47C. The annotation marks the transcript as partial. NCBI's taxonomy places the organism in Eukaryota, Metazoa, Chordata, Amphibia, Anura, Bombinatoridae. The transcript has 3 exons. The record is from RefSeq and is a predicted model, not a curated record.
CAAACCUACAUCACACAAUUACACACAUACCCACCUCAAACCUACAUCACACAGUUACACACAUACCCACCUCAAACCUACAUCACACAGUUACACACAUACCCACCUCAAACCUACAUCACACAGUUACACACAUACCCACCUCAAACCUACAUCACACAAUUACACACAUACCCACCUCAAACCUACAUCACACAGUUACACACAUACCCACCUCAAACCUACAUCACACAAUUACACACAUACCCACCUCAAACCUACAUCACACAAUUACACCAAACCUACAUCACACAGUUACACACAUACCCACCUCAAACCUACAUCACACAAUUACACACAUACCCACCUCAAACCUACAUUACACAGUUACACACAUACUCACCUCAAACCUACAUCACACAAUUACAUACAUACCCACCUCAAACCUACAUCACACAAUUACACGCAUACCCACCUCAAACCUACAUCACACAAGCAUUAAGUUCUGAUGGAAAGUAA